Colletotrichum godetiae is the source of this 528-nucleotide messenger RNA. RefSeq lists its product as uncharacterized. The transcript has a single exon. Bases 1 to 528 code for a protein of 175 amino acids. NCBI's taxonomy places the organism in Eukaryota, Fungi, Ascomycota, Sordariomycetes, Glomerellales, Glomerellaceae. The record is from RefSeq and is a predicted model, not a curated record.
AUGCGUACGAAUACAGUACCUUUGCACUUACACGCAGUCUUAGCUCCGGCUAAACUCGCUCGAGCCUCGAGGAGGGCAACUUGGUCUUUCUCCCGGCCGAUCAUACUGGGUAAUCUGAUAGAGGCAUGUCUCGGAUUGCCUAACUCGGUACUCCAGAGCCAUGGGGACCCUGGUUGGCCGAGACUGACCCAGACGACCACCAGGCCAACCCAGUCAACAGUCUGUCGUCUCGCCACUGGCGCGGCCCAUUUCCUUUCCGAGCAAGGCUCUCAUAGGAUGCUCGCCAUGAUACUGGACCUAGUUACGCUUCGACCCUUUGCUGCUCAACCAACCCCAGUUUAUCGUCACAUAUCACAUACAUGCAAGUACGACAACCUCCGUGUCGUAAGGACGAAACCAAGUCAGCCUAACGGCAUCAACGGCGCUGGUCCUGGGCAGAGGGCAGCCGAUCACUAUCCGAACAUCGCCGAGUUACUUCAUCACUUGAACGUUGGGAGCCUCUGCUACACCCGACCCCGUUUAACUUGA